Molecule: messenger RNA, 3297 nt
Organism: Lemur catta (Ring-tailed lemur)
Lineage: Eukaryota; Metazoa; Chordata; Mammalia; Primates; Lemuridae
Gene: RCBTB2
Product: RCC1 and BTB domain containing protein 2
Exons: 16
Coding region: 445-2166 (573 amino acids)
Molecular function (GO): protein binding
Source: RefSeq, a predicted model, not a curated record
GGGCGGCAGUGGGCAGCCGAGGGAGGAGAGGAGGGGCGAGGCGCUGUCGCCAGUCCCCUCCCCUGGUCCGCGCUCCCCGUCCUUCCCCUCCCGGCCGGGCACCGGAGCGCAUCCCGCCGAGGCCGCUUCAGGGGGAGGCGCCAAGUCGUCGCGGUGCCGGGCCCCGACCGAGCAGUAACCGCUACCCAGGAGGCGGAGCGGACGCGGCUCGGGCCUGCGCCGAGUCACAUUAACUUUGUCCUAGAAGACAACUUUACAAGGAUCUAAAAGGAACAGGAUUAAAGAUGACCGAAUGCUUGGCUCCAGAAAUUUAAAACAAUCAGCUUAGCAAAUCAUAUAUUCUUCAGUGGAGCUGAGAAUUGAUAAGUCUGCUCUUCCCAGUGAUUUGGAACUUUCCAAUCCCAGAGAAAAGUUGACCAAGGGACUGCACAGGACUGAGUCCAUAUGGAAGAAGAACUUCCUCUUUUCUAUGGAGAAAGUGGCAAGCCAGUACAGGCUACUCUGUCGUCUUUGAAGAUGUUAGAUGUGGGCAAGUGGCCAAUUUUUUCCCUUUGUUCUGAGGAAGAACUGCAGUUAAUUCGUCAGGCGUGUGUCUUUGGCAGUGCUGGCAAUGAAGUUUUAUAUACUACGGUCAAUGAUGAGAUUUUUGUGCUGGGCACGAACUGCUGUGGCUGUUUGGGGUUAGGUGAUGUCCAGAGCACCAUUGAACCUCGGAGACUGGAUUCUUUAAGUGGCAAAAAGAUAGCCUGCCUCAGCUACGGUAGUGGUCCACACGUUGUCCUUGCAACAACAGAAGGAGAAGUCUUUACCUGGGGUCAUAAUGCUUACAGCCAGCUGGGUAAUGGGACAACUAAUCAUGGGUUAGUGCCCUGUCACAUCUCUACUAAUUUGUCAAACAAACAAGUCAUCGAAGUUGCCUGUGGGUCUUACCAUUCUUUGGUGCUAACAUCUGAUGGAGAGGUCUUUGCCUGGGGCUACAAUAACUCUGGGCAGGUGGGAUCUGGAUCGACAGCUAACCAGCCAAUCCCGCGGCGCGUCACCGGCUGCCUGCAGAAUAAGGUGGUCGUGAACAUAGCGUGCGGGCAGAUGUGCUCCAUGGCGGUGGUGGACACUGGGGAGGUGUACGUCUGGGGUUACAACGGGAACGGGCAGCUCGGCCUGGGCAGCAGCGGCAACCAGCCCACGCCCUGCAGGAUCGCGGCGCUGCAAGGCAUCCGCGUGCAGCGGGUUGCCUGUGGCUACGCGCACACAUUAGUAUUAACAGAUGAAGGCCAAGUGUAUGCUUGGGGCGCCAAUUCUUAUGGGCAGUUGGGCACUGGCAAUAAAAGCAACCAGUCCUAUCCGACCCCUGUCGUCGUGGAAAAGGACAGCAGCUGCUGCGGUCAGCCACGCCCGCGCCCCACCCCUGACUUCCCGUGCGGAGCCAGGUGUGCCAGGAUUAUAGAGAUCGCAGCCUGUCACUCCGCCCACACGUCCGCUGCCAAGACCCAGGGAGGGCACGUGUACAUGUGGGGCCAGUGCCGGGGCCAGUCGGUGGUCCUCCCCCACCUCACCCACUUCUCCUGCACCGACGACGUGUUUGCCUGUUUUGCCACUCCCGCUGUCACGUGGCGCCUCCUGUCUGUGGAACCCGAUGACCACCUCACAGUGGCUGAGUCACUGAAGAGGGAAUUUGACAACCCGGACACUGCAGACCUGACAUUUCUGGUGGAUGGAAAGUACAUUUAUGCACAUAAAGUCCUUCUCAAAAUUAGAUGCGAGCAUUUUCGUUCUUCGCUGGAAGACAAUGAGGACGAUAUUGUAGAAAUGAGCGAAUUUUCGUACCCUGUUUACCGAGCCUUCCUGGAAUACCUGUACACAGACAGCAUCAGCCUCUCUCCCGAGGAGGCAGUAGGAUUGCUAGACUUGGCCACAUUUUAUAGAGAAAAUCGUUUGAAAAAGCUCUGCCAACAAACUAUCAAACAAGGAAUCUGCGAGGAGAAUGCAAUCGCUCUGCUCUCCGCGGCUGUGAAAUACGACGCCCAGGAUUUAGAAGAAUUCUGCUUCAGAUUUUGCAUAAAUCAUCUGACUGUAGUAACACAAACUUCAGGCUUUGCAGAAAUGGACCAUGAUCUCCUGAAGAACUUUAUCAGCAAAGCAAGCAGAGUUGGAGCCUUUAAAAAUUGAUCCCACCCACAGGAAAGGAGUUUUUGAGCCUUUCCACUUCCCCUGCAAAAGCCAGAGAUGAAUAACUUCUCUUUAAUUAAUAGUAUGUAUGAUGAGCUACAUUUGGCUGAGUACUUGUGUCUGUCAAAAGAAGGAUGGUGGUGAGUCUUCUUCAUCUGCCUAAAUCCAAAGUUACGUAGAAAGUAUCAAAUGCGCUGAUCCAAUGUGACUAAGGUCAAGGAAAAAAAUUAUAAUACCUUAUUGUUAAUAUGUUUACCAUAUCCUCUUUUGAGUCACUUAAGUUGGACUCCUUUGGUACACUGGUACAUGCUAUUCUGGCCCAAAUGUUCUGUUAUGCAGCUGGCUGAUGUCACAUAGACAGCUUGACAAGGACUGCUGUCCCUACCACGUUUUCAGCAUCUAGCGCCGUGCCUUGUAUAUGGUAGGCACUCUGUUAAUUUAUUGUCAUAUGUCCUGAGAACAGCUCUAUUUGUGGAAUACUGGAUGAAGGAAUAAUUUACACAAAAUAAAUUUAAAACAGCCCAUAAUUAUUAAGGUCCAUAUUCUUCAGGGACGCCGUUCUGAGAAAUAGUGGCUACUUUAGAGCAUUCAUUAGAAUUCACAAAAGGCCUUAGCAAUUAAAUUGUCAAAGGCCCAAGGGCUAAUUUUAAUUUAUUUAUUCUGAGUCAUUAAUUUCUCACAAGGGAUUAGUGAAUAUGAAGUAUUAUCUUUGAAUGAGAUUCCUGGGUUGAUCUGCCUCACCUAAUCACAUAAGGGCCUUUGCUUUUCUUUGUGUUCAGAGGGAUUCGCCUCCAUAAGUAAAAAUGAUUAUGUUUUUCUUGUAGUUGACUCUCAUGUCACUGUAAAACAGGUCUCAACCUGGCACUAGUAUGAUUAUGAAGUACUAGCUGAAAAGGAAAUAAUGCUUACAUUUCAUGGACAGCAUUAACAGAAAUGAGAUAAAUUUAUACUUUUUAGAUAAAAACAAGUUACCCAAUUAUAAAAGAGAACCUGAAAUGGGACGUAGUAUCAGUUUCCUCUAAUAUGUAUCUCACAAUAUGAUAUUAUGUAAAGAAAACCUUUUUGGAAUUAGAAAUCUUGUUCUGAUGCUGAACUAUUUGAUAAUAAAGUGCUCAUUUAUAGAUAAUAGAA